Messenger RNA from Macrosiphum euphorbiae (potato aphid), 756 nucleotides. NCBI's taxonomy places the organism in Eukaryota, Metazoa, Arthropoda, Insecta, Hemiptera, Aphididae. The record is from the annotation of a GenBank genome assembly.
AUGAAAUGGCUUAUUUUGGUGAAGUUGCUUGUAGUUGCGUUCAAAGCUACACGGUCGCAAUUUAUAUACUCCAUGUACAACAUAAGUUCAGUGCCUCCACUUGAAAAUCUAUGCGGCUUGUCUAAGGCACAAAUCGCUGCAGCUCAGCAAAGUUGUACCGUGAAAAAAGGUUCGUCAUCGUCACCGAAACAACCAACAACGCACGUGUUAGCGGAGUGCUCGGACAAAGAGUGCUCUGCAGAGCGGCAACGAGAGCUCAUCGAUUGUUUAACCACCGAAGCGAUCGCCAGCAAGAACCUCGACGAUCAGCUGGCGCUGGACGUGAAGUCGCUGGUCGGCCAGCUGGCUGCUGCCACGGACGAACGGGAAAAGUCAACGGCCAUACUGUUCGAAGUGGCAAACCGAAUGAACGUAGCCAACUGCGAAUACUGUGAGUCUGUGUGGGCGGCCGACACAGCGUCUCGCCAGCUGGCUGAGCAGCGCGACGUCGUCCGCUGCGCCCAGGCACUAGUGAACAACCUCACUGCCCAGCUAGCCGAGGCCAAGGAAUCUAUGACAGCCUACGUCCAUUUAAAGGAUGACACGGACGAAUUCAGCGUGUACGCCACCGGAUACCAGUCAAAUAAUAACGAGCACCGGCCUGCCGUCGGUACCGGAAGUGGUGUCGUCGGUGGCGUCAACCACGCGACCGUCGUUGAUGCGACGGCGAAGCCGCCGCCCAAAGAUUUCAUGGCACAGCAGCCGCCGCCUCCGUAG